CCACACAUACACACGCAUACAGUGCAGGUAACGCGCUAUUAGUUUGAGGCUUUAUGCGAAAGUGGAGAAAAACAACCCAAUCCCAAACAGAAUAGUGCCCCCAUUGGCCGCCGCAACUCGCAAAUCGCUUUAUAGAUACCCCUAACAGGCAGACGCCAUCAAAUGAUACGCGGCCAACUUAUGUGAGAGAUGGCGUUGAACAAAAGGUUGAGCUCCCAAGCGGACGGAGCGGACUUCAAGUUUGCGUGUCGCUGCUGUCUGAAGAUGAACACCGAGUUCCUUAAGCUGGACUCUGUGACGGUGGCUAGCAGUCUGAACCCGGCGGAGGCAAAGGAUAAGAUUCCGCUAAUGCGUUGCCUGCUGUACUGUACACGCAGUGAAAACCCGGCCGAGCUUCCCCAGUACAUCUGCAUCGAAUGCAGUCAGAGCCUCCAGGUAGCCUACUACUUCCUCCAGAACGCAGUUCGCGCGCAUGAAUUCCUCUGUCGCAAAUUGUGUCCGUAUAAGGCUUUCAAAACUCGGGUCAACGGUUCCCUAGGCCAGGAGCUGGAACAACAUUUGGAGAGCGAUACUGAGAGGACGAAGCCAUUGAAAACAAUGCGCCACGAGUGCCAGGUGUGUGGGGUCAUCGUUUACAAUCGCCUCGAGCUCAAGCAGCACAUCCGCCUCCAUGCAGAUGGACUCGCUUAUCACUGCAAGAUGUGCAGCUUUACAACGCUAAAGCAGCGUCUGUUGCACGAUCACUAUCGUUCAACUCACAACCAAAACGCUACCCAGGCCGAGGAGCUUUCCAAAGUGAAGCUUGAGCCAAUAAAAAAGGAAGAUGAGGUAAAGGUGUGCACAAUGGAGGAUAUGGAGCUUUUGAUACCCACGGUACUAACGCCGGAGGACUACUCAGCGGUGCCGAUCGAUGCGGACCAGUUGCGAGAUAUUGAACAGCAGCUGGCGGCCACAAUGGGCGAGGCUGCGCCGGGGGUGGACACUCUAACCUCCACAUUACCGCCCAUGGAUACCCAAAACGUGAGCAUCGGCACCGAGUAUCUUGUCUUGCCAGAUGGAUCGCUGCAGCAGGUCAACGGAGGCGGCGUGGUCAUUGAGUAUAUUGACGAUAGCAAGCCCCCAAAUGUUAAUCCCCAUCCCCCUUCCAUCAACAUAAACCUGCAGAAUCUUCUUGGGGGUGGCGACGAUGGGAUGGAUAUUGAUGUCAAUGAGCUGAUUGUGGAAGAUGCACUUCCGCAAAUAAAAGUAACGCCAAAGCCAGCGCCGCUUGGAUCUCCAGUGCACAAACACAAAUGCAAAUUGUGCCCCAAAACAUUCGCCACUUUGGCACGUCUAAAGUCUCAUCAGUUGACGCACAGCCAUUUGCCGAAGUUUUUCUGCGAUCAGUGCGAAUACUACUCACUGCGCAGCGCCGAUCUCAUCCAGCACUAUCAGAACCAACACCACCGGGCGGAGGGUGUUGCGGAGAAAACGGACGGUUUGAAACAGGAGGUUCGCACAUACUCUUGCGACAUGUGCCUCUAUGAGACGAGUACAGUCAACGAACUGCGUGUCCACUACGCACAGAGUCAUACGGUUCAGCCGACGGAUGUGGAGCUACGUCCCAGCUGGACGGCCGAUAAUAGUAAUGCUGUCAAAGAUGCUCCUGUAGACGAAAAGCCGCCGGCAACUCUACCGCCAUUGACAAACUCUUCCGAAAACCACGUACCCAUCAAAUGUCCUCCUGCAGUUGCAGACACACAACCGGGGCAAUUUCAGCAGCUGCCGGUAGAGGCAACGACAUCCGUUGCCCAAACCGAGGUCAUCUUUGCGGCCACUUCCAAUUCCAUUAACGCAGUUCAUGCGCCACCAGUACAAGAAGUUGCCGUAACCACUGACGGGGCUCCAUGCAGUUCAUUCGAAAUCUUUCCAGAAAUCUCCCAAGGCAAUUUGUCGGCUAACGAAACCGUACCGCAGGCGCCGGCAAAUACUUCCAAUCUAAAUAUUUCCAUGUUCGGUGACAUGCAGGAUUUUAUUGACAACACCGACGUGGCUGCCAUAUGCACCAUUCCAGCCGAUGAUAUGCCAGUGGUAGAUGGCGACGACAUCGUCAUUGAUAAUAACAAUAUCAGCCUGGACUUUGAUGCCGAAAAUCUGUUCGAGGACUUUGAAGAAGACGAGGAGGUGGCGGCCGAGGAGGAGGACGAUGAAGGUGACAACGAGGACGAGAACGAAAAUAAUGAUGCAGCCACUGAUCAGAAUCUGCUGCUAACCAGUGACGAUGACGAUGUCGACGAUUUCGAUGAUGAGCAAUCGAAGCAUCUUCAGAAGCCUUAUUGUAUUUAUUGCAACAAAAAAUUCACCAGCCAGUACAAAUUUGAGAAUCACAUGUUUGUUCAUCGGGGUCUGGCUCCCUAUCGCUGCGAGUUGUGCACCAAUCUCUACAACAUGAAGCGACUCCUGAUCAGACACUACAAAACCGUUCACAAGCGAAUGCCCACAAGGGAUAUGGUCCAAGCCAAAGGUGACAAGGUUACGGUGGCACGAUCGAGCCUUGAAAAGAUCGAAACUAACUUCAACAAGAAUCCGAUGCUCAUGUGUGCAAAGUGUCCGUUCGAGUGUGAGCCGGAGGGAGAGAUGCGAAAGCAUUUAAAUGCCCACCACGGCAUCAACGAUGGAGUAUCCGUUCAUGCAAACGAAGUGUUUAUCAUACGCAAACUGCCCUUUGAGUGCCCGCGAUGCAUUCGCUCGUUUGCGGCCAAGAGCACCCUGAUUCGUCAUCUGCAGCGAAGCCAUUUGGUGGAGACGAUCAUCGAGAUGCCAUCAUCACAAGCAACAGCCAGUUCGGCAGCCACAACCACAACAACGACGGCCACGGCGACCACAUCCGGGCCGGCCAGCAGCACUCAGGAUGGAGAUAGGAUGACAGUAUCGUCGACUGCUGCUAAAAGUGGCGGUGGCGGUGGCAAUGGGGAAUGCGAGGGGACAGGCAAAGAUGAUGGAGACCCAACAGGAGAAGGAGCAUCAAUUAAAGCGGAAUUAAUACAACCCAAAGAGGAAUUCGAUGUCGUUUCAUUCGGGACCUCCGCUGCCCCAACAGCCGGCAUAUCAUCAGCAACGGCAGCCAAUCCUGGAACCGCAGUAAAAACAUCAACAUCGCCCAUUACAACCACAGCCUCAUCCACAUCGGCAUCCUUCUCGACACUUUACCCCACGCCCACGCCAUUCGACUUGGACUGUGACCUGAUAUCCGAUGUCCCAGUCGAGCAAACCACACCCACGCCCACUACAAACUCUAAUCCCAGCGCACUUUUAAAUGGCAGUGAUAAGUUUCUGUCAAGUCUGCCCCAAGCAGAGAAAUAUGUACCAUCCAAUUCCCGACUCCCACGCACCCCAUCAUACAAGUGCAAGUUGUGCAGCGAGACAUUCGACGAGCUGGGAAAGCUGGUUAAGCACGAGAUGGUGCACUCGAGUACGGAAUCUAAUCGGUAUAACUAUCAACACAAGUGCACUAUUUGCAACACCAGCUACCGCAAUCUGACUUUGUUGAAGUUUCACAUGAAACGGCACACAAAUCGCAAGAUUCAGUGCAAGCUAUGCCCAAAGUCUUUCGCAACCAACCAGGAGCUGGAUCGUCACUCGAAGGCCAAGCAUAUGAGACCGAAGACGUUCCGGUGCACGUUGAACAACUGCAACAAGACGUUCGCAUACAAGCACCACAUGGUGCGGCAUCAGAAUGCGACCCACUUGCAGACGCGGCACGUGUGCACCAUAUGCGACAAGGAGAUGAUGACCAGUCUACUACUGCGGAACCACAUGUCCGUACACAAAAGUGGAACACUGUAUAAGUGUCCACAUUGUGAUCGACAAUAUUUACGUCGGGGACGGAUUUGUUCACAUAUUCUGAAAGUUCAUAAAAUCAAAGCAACAGAGGCGGAAUUAGCCGAAAUCUUUAAGGCCAGCUCGAAUGGCACGCAUGAAUUAAAGUCGAGGAGCCGCCAGGGACAGCUAGUGCGGCGCAAAGGAUUGGAUAUCAAAACUGAAGUCAAAGAAGAACCGGGUCUUCAAUCAUCUGCAGAGGAUAUAUAAUAUUAGAUCAGACUCAUACACCUGCUAGUAAAGGCAAACAUCGCACAUUGUACAUAGUUUAGUAUAUAGCCUAAGUACCCUUCCUCACAAAGCUGCGCAUAUAAUGUCAUGAAAUUAUCCCAACUAAGUGCUAGACUAAGAAUGCAUACCUUAAUCUAGAUCGGCCAUUGCGCCCAAAUAUAGACAACAAUGUCGAAAAAUGUGAAUCGACAGCCUUGUGUAUGACAAGUAUUGGUAGUACCAUUCUAAACUAGGAUACGCCUCAGUGGCAAUAUGUAAUUUAUAUAAAAGCCUUAAUUGUAAUUAUAUAUUUUGAAACAACGUGACGAUGAUUAAGGCAAUCUCCACCAGCUGGCUCUGCUUUGGCCAAAGAGAAACAGCUCCGUAGAGUUUAAGCACCAAAAAUUGUAUUGCAAAGCAGCAAUUGCUUCAG
Messenger RNA from Drosophila bipectinata, 4501 nucleotides. Its product is annotated as PR domain zinc finger protein 15. Gene Ontology annotation, cellular component: nucleus. Gene Ontology annotation, biological process: positive regulation of transcription by RNA polymerase II. Lineage: Eukaryota; Metazoa; Arthropoda; Insecta; Diptera; Drosophilidae. Gene Ontology annotation, molecular function: zinc ion binding; DNA-binding transcription activator activity, RNA polymerase II-specific; RNA polymerase II cis-regulatory region sequence-specific DNA binding. The record is from RefSeq and is a predicted model, not a curated record.